UCAACGCUACUAUCCAAAAAUACGUCCCAUUAAAAAACAUCCUAUAUUUUAUCUUGUAAUGUGUUAAGUCUAAGUUAGCAGUAUGGAGGGGCGGAGGAGCUGGGAUGGGAUUCCUUUGGGGGAGUCCCACUCACCGCCGCAGUCGGUGCCAGGGCGAAGGACCCCGCUGGGCGCCGUUGGGCUCGGCGGGUUCUACAUGCAGGGCGGGCAGCCUCCGCCUCCCCAGCACUGCUAUCCCACGGAUGAGAACCAGCCGGAACCGGGAACCAGCUAUGCUCAAAGACCGAUGGGAGAAGGAAAAGGAAAACAAAAGAUGCGCCAAGGGAAGACAGUGAGACUUAACAUAAACGCUAGAGAAAGAAGACGAAUGCAUGAUCUGAAUGACGCACUAGACGAACUCCGUGGUGUCAUCCCUUACGCUCACUCGCCGUCCGUACGCAAGCUGUCCAAAAUAGCAACCCUCCUCCUUGCCAAAAACUACAUCCUAAUGCAGGCUAGCGCUCUCGACGAGUUACGAAGACUGGUAGCGUAUCUUCAGAGCACAGCAUCUGCUGCUGGCAUCGUGCCUCCUCCUGGGUUCGAUCUGACCGGUUUCCCCGCGGCUGCCAAGUUGUUGCAGUCCUCCACUGGCCCUCCCGCGCCCCCUGAGCCGCCAUCUUGAGACCCAACUGUCAAACUAGAACCCUAAGUAUUUUAAUAUAAGUAUUCAUGUAUUAAUCAAAAUGUAUAUUAUAAGGGUACUUUUUAUAAAAUUGACAUGACAUAGAUACUAAAAUAUUUGAUAAUGAUUGAAAUUGGAGUAAUGUUAAUUGCCUACUAACAGUAAAACUUUCUUUUGUUUCAACUAUAGAACUCUAGUUAUCAAGCAUUAACUUAGGACCUAACUACAAAAAAGUUGUGAUUUAAUUACAUUUUAACUUAAACAUACUAUGUUAAAACCCUUUUAUCGCACGCUGAUAUUAAAUGUUACCAGAAAUCAUGAUUAUUGAAAUCCUUAUGCUUCGGCUUGAGCUUGACAAAUAAAUAACAAAGUACUUAUGUAUAUCGGAAACAUAACCACGUUAAGGUCCAUAUUAUCAAACAGCGGCGGUCAAAGGGUUAAAACAGGUAUCUAACUAAAAAGUCAACUGUUUUUUUAGUAAUGAAAUUAGUGUUUUAAGAUAAAUGAUGAUUACUCUACCAUAAAGGAUU
This is a messenger RNA of Papilio xuthus (Asian swallowtail), 1191 nucleotides long. Its product is annotated as class E basic helix-loop-helix protein 22. NCBI's taxonomy places the organism in Eukaryota, Metazoa, Arthropoda, Insecta, Lepidoptera, Papilionidae. The record is from RefSeq and is a predicted model, not a curated record. Gene Ontology annotation, cellular component: nucleus. Gene Ontology annotation, molecular function: DNA-binding transcription factor activity, RNA polymerase II-specific; protein dimerization activity; E-box binding. Gene Ontology annotation, biological process: axon development; sensory organ development; positive regulation of transcription by RNA polymerase II. The transcript has 4 exons. The coding region runs from base 83 to 661 and encodes 192 amino acids.